Messenger RNA from Sphenostylis stenocarpa, 1521 nucleotides. The record is from the annotation of a GenBank genome assembly. Lineage: Eukaryota; Viridiplantae; Streptophyta; Magnoliopsida; Fabales; Fabaceae.
AUGGGGGUUAUGUCCAGGCGGGUUCUUCCCGUCUGUGGUAACCUCUGUGUGUUCUGUCCUUCUCUGCGUGCAAGAUCAAGGCAACCGGUGAAACGUUACAAGAAAUUGAUGGCUGAUAUAUUCCCGCGUAAUCAGGUUGCCGAGCCUAAUGAUAGGAAAAUUGGAAAGCUAUGUGAGUAUGCUUUUAGGAAUCCAUUGAGAAUUCCUAAGAUUACUGAGAACUUGGAGCAAAGAUGUUAUAAGGAUUUGCGUAAUGAAAAUUUUGGUUCAGUGAAAGUGGUCAUGUGCAUAUAUAGGAAACUGUUAUCAACAUGUAAGGAGCAGAUGCCACUGUUUGCCAAUAGUUUAUUAGGGAUCCUUCGAACUCUUCUAGAGCAAACUCGUUCAGGGGAAAUGCAGAUCUUAGGUUGCAACACUCUUGUGGAAUUUAUAGAUUGCCAGACGGAUGGUACAUACAUGUUCAACUUAGAGGGUUUUAUACCAAAACUAUGUCAAUUGGCUCAAGAAGUGGGAGAUAAUGAACAAGUUCUGCUUCUACGUUCAGCUGGGCUGCAAGCGCUAUCCUAUAUGGUGCAGUUCAUGGGAGAGCACUCACAUCUUUCCAUGGAUUUUGACAAAAUUAUAUCAGUGAUUUUGGAAAAUUUCACGGAUCUCCAAUCCAAAUCCAAUCUUGCCAAAGUAGAGAAAUUGAAUUCACAAUCUCAGAACCAAUUGGUCCAAGGAUUUCCCAUAGAAGGAGAUCGUCUACAUUCUUUAUCAGAUAAGAAGGAUGCUUCCUUACUCAAUGGUGUGACUGGAACUGAGACAGAAUCCAAGCUGGAUACUGCUAAAGAUCCUGCUUAUUGGUCAAAGAUUUGCUUGAAUAAUAUGGCUAAGUUGGCCAAGGAAGCUACAACUGUGCGGCGUGUCCUUGAACCAUUUUUUCAUAUAUUUGAUGCGGAAAACCACUGGUCUUCUGAAAAUGGAGUUGCUUCUUGUAUUUUGGUGUAUAUGCAAUCCCUUGUAGAAGAAUCAGGAGAUAACUCCCAUCUUCUGUUGUCCAUUUUGGUCAAGCACUUGGAUCAUAAAAAUGUGGCUAAGCAGGCUAUCCUUCAGAUUGAAAUUAUUAAAAUCACCACGCAGCUUGCACAAAAUGUGAAGCAGCAGGCUUCAGUUGCUAUCAUUGGUGCAAUAUCUGACCUCAUUAAACAUUUAAGGAAAUGCCUGCAAAAUUUAGCUGAAGCAUCCAACAUUGAAGAUGGUGCAUAUAGGUUGAAUACUGAACUUCAGUCUGCCUUAGAAAUGUGUAUAUUACAACUUUCAAAGAAGGUUGGUGAUAUAGGACCAAUUCUUGAUUUGAUGGCUAUGGCACUGGAGAAUAUCCCAAUUACAACCAUCACAGCAAGAUCAACAAUCUCUGCUGUCUAUCAAACAGCAAAAUUAAUCACUUCCAUCCCAAAUGUGUCAUAUCACAAUAGGGCAAGUGUUGAUAAUUUGAUUGCAAAUGAUUUUUUUAAAUGCUCAGCUCCUGUAAACGUCUAA